AUGGCCGAAAACUUUCCCAAUUACCCUUCUUCCGGGGAACAUGCCGAUAAUAGCUACUCAUCACAGAAGCCGAUACCCGACACCGUCGGGCCCGCUGGCACUGUCAACACUCGCGUCCCACUCUUGACACUACGCUCCGUGAUCAUGGGCGCCUUCGUUUCUAUAGGAGGUUUUCUCUUCGGGUACGACACGGGUCAGAUCUCGGGCUUCCAGGACAUGUCUAAUUACCUGGAACGCUACGGGCAAGUGGACUCGCACGGCACUUGGAUGUUCUCGAAUGUCCGCGCUGGCCUGAUCGUCGGUCUGCUGUCGAUUGGAACCCUCGUCGGUGCUCUUGUAGCUGCGCCGAUUGCUGACCGCAUCGGACGCAAGUGGUCCAUCAGCAUCUGGUCUGCUAUUCUCAUCGUUGGUGUAAUCGUACAGAUCACAUCCCCGAAUCGCCAUUGGUGGCAGAUGGUUGUAGGCCGUUGGGUCACUGGUCUAGGUGUUGGUGGAUGCUCUCUCGUUGUCCCGAUGUAUCAGGGAGAGAGUGCGCCUCGGCAGGUCCGUGGUGCCUUGAUCUGUUGCUACCAGCUCUUCAUUACCAUGGGUAUCUUUGUCGCAUAUCUGAUCAACCUUGGCACAAAUCAUCUAGAUGGUACUGCCCAGUGGAGAAUCACUCUUGGUCUCACCGUAGUCUUUGCUCUCUUCCUAGGAGGUGGCAUCGCUUUCUUCCCCGAGACUCCGCGGUAUCAGUACCGCAUGGGCCAAGUCGAUUCGGCCCGUGCCACAAUGGCCAAGUUCUAUGGCGUGCCUGAGAACCACGUGCGGAUCCUCGAAGAGUUGGAAGAGAUCCAAGAUCAAAUAGCCAAGGAGACCGAGGAUCAAGCAUGGCACGAGAUCUUCACAGCCCCCGCUAUGGGAUACCGCCUCGUCCUUGGGAUGGUCCUGCAAGCCUUGCAACAGCUUACUGGCGCCAACUACUACUUCUACUUCGGUACGACAAUAUUCCAGGGUGCGGGCAUUGACAACUCUUUUGCCACUCAGUGUAUCCUUGGUGCCGUCAAUUUCGGUUGCACUUUUGGCGGAUUGUAUGCCAUUGAGAACUUUGGACGUCGGAAGUCCCUCAUCACCGGCGGCAUUCUCAUGUUUAUUUUCUUCAUCAUCUUCGCUACCGUCGGUCAUUUUUCCUUGGACUAUAACCACCCUAAGAACACGCCCAAUUCGGGAAAGGGGAUGAUUGUUGUCGCUUGUCUUUUCAUUGCGUCGUACGCCACUACCUGGGGCCCAAUGAUCUGGGCCCUCAUCGCCGAAAUUUAUCCUAUGAAAUACCGCGCAAGGGGCAUGGCUCUUGCUACGGCAUCGAACUGGCUUUGGAAUUUCUUGAUCGGUUUCUUUACCCCAUUCAUUAGAUCGGCCAUCGAUUUCAGAUAUGGUUAUGUCUUCGCCGGGUGCCUGUUCCUUGCUGUCCUCGUGGUAUACUUCUGUGUCAUUGAGACCAAGGGACGUACAUUGGAAGAGAUUGAUUUCAUGUACUCCAACAAGGUUCUGGCGUGGAAGAGCAGCAAGUAUGAGCUUCCCCCCGCGAAUAUCUGGGGACAUACUCAGGAGUCUGGGCAUGAGGAAUCGUACGAGGAUAAGGGAGCUUACCAUGCUGAGCAGGCGUAA
This is a messenger RNA of Monascus purpureus, 1647 nucleotides long. Lineage: Eukaryota; Fungi; Ascomycota; Eurotiomycetes; Eurotiales; Aspergillaceae. The record is from the annotation of a GenBank genome assembly.